AUGUCAAGAUAUAUGAGGCGAGCUCAAAUUGAAGUGAUUCCAUGUAAAGUGUGUGGAGACAAGUCCUCGGGCGUCCAUUAUGGCGUCAUCACGUGUGAGGGAUGUAAGGGCUUUUUCCGGCGAAGUCAGUCAGGGCCAGUAAAUUAUCAGUGUCCCAGAAACAAGAACUGUGUGAUUGACAGAGUGAAUCGGAAUCGGUGCCAGUACUGUCGGUUGCAGAGAUGCAUGGCUUUAGGAAUGUCCAGAGAUGCGGUCAAAUUUGGUCGCAUGUCAAAGAAGCAGCGUGAGAAAGUGGAAGAUGAGGCAAACAUGGUUAAAGCCAGUCGAUUAAAUGGGUUAAAUCAGGCACAGUUCACCACUUAUCAAACCAAUGGUUACAACUUUCAACCACAGCAGCAACAGCAGCAGCAGCAACAGAUCCAGCAACAACAACAACCGCAGCAGGAGAGCCAGUUUCUGACAGAGAGCCAGCUCUAUUCCCCUAACUCCAGUAUUCAGCCAGUGCCCCAUCCUGUCAGCCUUCUCAGAGCCGUGGAGUUUAACCCAAUCAACCUUGGCAAGGCCAUCACAGAGGCCCACCUGCGGACAUGUUUAUACAGCAACGAACAGAUAGAAAUUUUCAAGCGCCAGAUAUUGCCCCAGGAGCAAGUCGAGAUUUAUAAAAAUCUAACACAUCGCCAGCUCUGGGUGGAGAUAGCAGACAAGAUCACCUUGGCUGUCCAGCAGAUUAUAGAGUUCGCCAAAAUGAUUCCAGGAUUCAUGGAGCUUUCUCAGGAUGAUCAGAUCAUGUUGCUGAAAGCUGGAAGCUUUGAACUAGCCUUGAUGCAGCUGUGCCGUGUGUUUGAUGCAGAGUCCAAUCGAGUUAUCUUUGGGAACAUGUUUCUGCCUCUGGAAGCCUUUGCCACUCUUACUGACGAAGAAUUCCACCUGAUGUCUGCCAUUUUUGACUUUGUAAAAAAUAUUCAGCGCCUGAACAUCACAGAAAGUGAGAUGGCCAUGUUGAGUGCCCUUAUUUUGAUCAGCUCAGAUCGACCUGGAGUAAAAGAGGUUGGUGAGAUACAGCAGCUCCACGAUCGAAUCCUCACUGCCCUGAAGCUGGAGAUGGGAAUCAACCAUGCGGGUGAUGAACAUAUUCUCAAGCGGUUCGUCGAACAGGCGGGCAUCCUUCGCUCACUGAGUGCUCGGCACAUCCGAGUACUUAAUGCAUUUAAAGAAGAGGCCCCUGAAAUAGAGUUUCCAGCCCUUCAUAAGGAAUUGUUUUCUAUAGAAACAGAGACAAUCCUACCCAAUUUGCAUUGA
Candidula unifasciata is the source of this 1299-nucleotide messenger RNA. NCBI's taxonomy places the organism in Eukaryota, Metazoa, Mollusca, Gastropoda, Stylommatophora, Geomitridae. The record is from the annotation of a GenBank genome assembly.